Messenger RNA from Linum trigynum, 5454 nucleotides. The record is from the annotation of a GenBank genome assembly. NCBI's taxonomy places the organism in Eukaryota, Viridiplantae, Streptophyta, Magnoliopsida, Malpighiales, Linaceae.
GAUUGCAAAAACGAAGAUGAACAAUUUUAGUUUAUGAAGCAAAUCGCAUCCCCGCCCUGAUUGAUCCGUUAAUUUGCCACCGUCUGGUCUGCGGCCUCUAAUCCCAAAAAUUAACAAAUGUAUAAUCCAAUAUUUAGUUCAAUUUAAUUUUAGGCAAAAUACACCUGUAUAGCCAUAACUUUCACACUUUUGACAAAUAUAGCCAUUUCUAUUCGAAAACCACAAAUAGCCAAUUCCGUCCAUUUUGGUAACGGCGUCAGUUGACGGUAUGACUGUACUAACGGAAGAUGUUGAUCUGGCGAUUUAUUGUCCCUGCUAACUGACGUGUAUUAACAAUAAAAAUUGAAAUAAAAAAAAAACAAAAAAAAUAUCUUCCCCUGAAUUGGGAUUUCUUCCACCGCCUCUUAUUCCCUCCUAAUUUGCCUCUGAUGCUUCCAAUCUUCUUCUCUUCCGCUGCCGCUUCAUCUCACCGGCCUCACCCCCCUCUUCCGCUCUCUCCGACCGCUAGCCGCCGUCGCCUACUUCCCUACCUUCAACGAAAAAGAAGAGAAGAAUACAGAUGCAGGGAUAUGGCCCAACGACACCGACGCGGCAGCCAUCGAACCCUUCUGAAUGAAUUUAGAUCUGCCAUCGAUUCCGAAUCAGAAAACUCAAGGCAACUGCUCUGAAUGAAUUUAGAUCUGCUAUCGAUUCCCCCUUGCAGCUGAUGUUGCUUCCUCGAGUUUCGCCCAAUCAGCAUCUAUGGAGGAUGGGUUCGGUGGUGAGAAACGAAAGGGAUUUUUUUCAAACCAGGAAGAAGAACCCGAUCUGGAACUGCGACGAAAUCGCAGUGAUUGCCACCAUGUAAUUCAACAUCUGCAGGUGAGGGAAUCCAAUGAUCUGGUUUCCAGAUCUAGUUUCUGAGCAGCUCAAUGAGUUCAAGUCCCUCCACCCGUAAUCCCAACUGACCGACAAGGAAAAUCCCCAGAUUCCCAAAUCAAGCCUGACUCCAGCUAUUGGCGACGACGAGGGGCGACGCCGUUUGACAACGACGACAAAGGUGAGAGGCUAUUUUUUAUCUUGUGUGUCAAUUUCUCUGGGGUUUUCAUUUGAUUCUGCUUUGACAAGUUGGAUCUGAGUUUUUCUUUGAUUUUCUGGGUUUAAUGGCGGACGAGGGAGGAAGAGAAGGUUGUGGCCGACUCGAGUCUUAACGUCGCCGCCUCCCUAGAAGGUGAUGCGAGCUAAUCGAAUCACCCAGUUCACGAUGAGUUACCUCUCUCUAUCUCUCUCUGCUUCAUUGUAAUAGUAGAUCUAGGAGAUCGAAAAUGCAGCCGGAACUACACCGUCGUGGCAGCUAGAGCUCUUGGAGCAAGUUUGGGGAGACGGAGUGAAGAUUGCGUCGGAAGGAUGAAGGGAUUUUGGGGAAAGGAAGGCUGGGUUUGUGGAUUUGGGAAGAUGGGAAAAGGCAAAUUUGGGAAAUCAAAAGAGGGAUCUCGAUCUGGGUUUUUUGGGAGGGAGAAUGCACAGGACAUAAAACAUAUAUAAAUUAAAUUUUUUUUGAAUUAUUUACGUGGCAUUCCACGUGUACGUAUUGCUGAUGUGUCAAUGAUGUGGAGGUCGGUUUUCGUCCUCGUCAGCGUUCCGUCAAUCGAUUUAACGGAGUCGCAGACGGUGUUAAAGUUUCUAACGGUUUUGGCUAGAUUUGUCACACUACCCUCCAUUUUUUGGGCUAUUUGUGGUUUUCGAAUAGAAAUGACUAUAUCUGUCAAAAGUGUGAAAGUUAUGGCUAUACAACUGUACUUUGCCUUAAUUUUAAUCCCAAAAACUACCAAAUAGUAUCUCGAGAAGUAAUCAUUAAUCCCGUUACAACGUCCCUUCCUCCCUACCUUCUUUCUCCUUCCCACUCUGUGCCAACUGUCGGUCACCGACGGCCGAGACCAUCAUCCACGCAUACUAAUCAACACCGAUCCACGUGUCCCUCUCCACCUCCUCCUCCCGCCGCCGCCGUCCUUCCCCGCCGGCGCAAUCACGGUGAGUCCAAACAAUUGAUUUCAAAUUCCUGGGCCAACAUCGCCUGCGAACUUGAGCUGUACAAUCUCUGCACCUGAAAAAAAAACCCGACCCGAUUCCCUCGUGCCCAUUCCUCAUCUUUCGCUUCCAUUUCCUCUCUCUCUCUUAUAUAUCCAUUUUCCCGAGGAAUUUUUUUUGUUUCAAUUUCUGCAAUUAACAACAACAAAUCUAGAAGCCUUCUGGUAUUUUUUUUUUCUUUUUCUUCCCUUUCUUUCUUUCCUCGGGCUAUCAAAAUUCUCCAUGUUUGAUAGCCUCCGUGUGCUUUCUCCUCGCUCGCCCUUUCGUCGGAUCCGCCAUUCCCUCCUCCUCCUUCUCUCUCUCUCACGCACAAGGUAAUUCCGAUUCCGCCGGCGAAGUUUUUUCCUAGGGUUUUGAUUCGGACAUAGCGGCAUUUCUUCCGAUUUUAUCUGUUUCAAUGCUUUGAAUGUUGGUUAUGGAGGUUUCUUGUUCUGAUUCAGUUACGGCUUCUUCGCUUUUUUUUUUUUUAGGUUUGAGGAGAAUUUUCUGAUCUUCGAAUGCUAAAGAAGGUGGAUUAGUGCGCGAUUCCGUCGACCGGAUUGCAGGUUGUCGAUUAGGGGAGGAAAUUCAUUCUUGUAGAGGAAAGCCGAGAGGGAAAUAGGGGAAAUCCCAAAAUUACCACAAUUUCUUUUUGUUGUUAAGUAUAAUAUAUAUGCAUUUCUUGAGCUUGUUCUAGAGAGAGGAAGGGAAAGAUUCCGCUUUUUGGGUUUUGGGAUAUGGAGAUGGAGGAUAAUAAUACAGGCAGAGAUUUCUACGUUGAUCUGGAAAGCGGGCCAAACAAUAAUAACACUGGCAGAGCAGGGGAACCUUCUUCUCCUCCUUCGCCCGGCAAUGGCGUGAGAUCGUUGUUCAACAAAGUAUACAGUGUUUUGGCAAAAGGGGAGGAAGAAGGGCAGAAGCUCUUGUGUGGGAAUGGAGGAGGAACGAAUUCGGAUGGCGAACAACAAGCGAAAUCGGAGGACAGCAACGAGACUACUGCUAGUAGUGGCAGUGAUCAUUCGGACGAGAAGCAGCAGCAACAGCAACGCAGGAAAAGCAGCAGCCCACAUAAGAAGUCACCAAAGCCACCGCGGCCACCACGAGGCCCCUCGCUGGACGCAGCUGAUCUCAAGCUCAUCAAGGAGAUCUCGGAGCUCGCCAUGUUGAAGCGCGCCAGGAUCGAGAGGAUUAAGGCUAUGAAGAAGGCCAAAGUAGCAAAGCAGUCCCCGGUUUCUUCGACGGGCAAUCUGUUUGCUAUGGUGUUCACUGUCCUGUUCUUCCUGGUCAUACUCUGUCAAGGAAUGUCGUCGAGGAUUAUACCGAUAGAUCUACAGACGGCCCCUGAACCAUCUAGAAUGAUGGACAACGAUCUUAUAUCGGUUCAGUACUUUGGGGUUCCCUCUGUAAAUGGCCCUGUCAGUCUGAGCUCUGGUUCUCACAACUCGGAUGUUAAUCCUCCGGAUUCAGCAAGACGACUCGGUUGAGUGUUUGAUCAGGCAGUUAUUAACAUACAGGAUUUAUGGUAGAGAUAAUAAACUUGCCAUUUUCUGCAAGUUGUCAACCUUUCCCCCAUUUCUUUUUUUGUUACUUCUCCGUACGAGGACUGUGAAAGAUUAGUAGAUUCCGGUGAAUUCACCGGGUUGAUGGACAAAGGAAAGAAGCAGGAAGAGGGUAAUGUAGAGAGUCUCAGAGCUAUACAUUUGAUGAAGAAGUGGCUGUGUUUGGCGACACAUUUGCAGCGGAAAGAUGGCAGGUUUGUUGCUGUGUAUGUGAGUGAGAGUGAGAUGAAUGGAAGUUGGUAGUUAUGUCAGCUGGGUUUUGGCCACACUAAUUUUCAAUAACAUAAUGUUAUCUUGUACAUACUAUCUUUCGAUUUGUAUGGUCAAUCUGCAAAAUAGGGUUUUGAACCAUUGAUGUCUUGGAGCAGAGAAGAUCAGGGAAGAAUGCAGACCAUCACGGUGGACCGUUCAAGUGGUUCGAGUUCGGCGAAUGUGUUUAUGUCGUCGACGUUGUACAAUGAGCAUCAAAGUUCCUCAUCUGUUUGUAUUCUGUCACAUCCUAAUCUGUUUGGGUAUGAACCAUUUCUUGUAACUGGAAGUUACAAGAUAGGAGCCCUAAUCUACUGUUGAAGUUGAAGUUGACUUCCAUUAUAUUUCUCAGGUGAGGGCAGGGGAGCAAAUCUUACCUGGCCAGCGGUGUAGUCUUUUAAUGGGACUGCAUAAUUCAUGUUGAUUGAGCACGUGCAUUUACAUGUUAUCUUUUUGCAUGCAGCUUUUGUUUAGGAUUAGCACACCGUUCUAUCAGUAAUAUGAGCUCAGACGCAAUAACUUCUAUCUUUCUACCGAACAAAAUUAUUAGUCUAUAGCAGGGGAAAGUUCAAAAUUAUUAGUCUAACAGGGGGAAUUCAAAUUUCUGUCCAAUCUGUUAGCAACCAUCAUCAGGCGCCUUAAUAAAACUCAACGAGAUGCUAACUUCACGCUCACUCAUCUACUUGGAUCGCUCACAUCUUUUUCUAUGGUUGAAGAAAAGAAUGGAACCCCAGAGUAGAAUAUGUAACCAUGUGCAUUACUUUGAUUUCUCAGAACUUAUUGGGUCGAUUUCUUGUUUUUUUAAUGACUAGCAGUUUUGUGUAAGACAUGGGAAGGGAUUCAAAACAAACAAGGUCGGGUAUAACCCACAAGUCGUCACCAUCAGUGGUGGAAUUGUUGCUGAAGCACUUUUAUGCUAGUAUUUCAUAUGUCUCAUUCGAUCUAGAGAAGGAAUCUAGAUAGCCAUCAACCUUAUGGCUGAGAUUACCUAGACUUUAGAUGCCUCAGUUGGUAUUCUAGUGGGCUUUUUAUUUGCCUUUUGCCGGGUUGGAACAUGGCUGUCUGCCAGGGUUGAUCUCUUGUUGUAAACGAUUUGGCUUUCCUAAGAAGAAACGUUAAUUGAAGACGUUUGUCAUUUUGGAGCGGGAAGUGCUGGAGAAGUUUUAGCUGGUAUUGAGUGGUACUUCCACUAUUCUGUAUGCCUUUCAAGGCUAUAAGCCGCCCAUCCCCCCGCGAACUCUCCCCCUCUCCUUUCAGUCGAGCAUAUUGAUAACUUCUCCUUACAGAGCAAGCAAGUCUUAGGGAUGAGACGCCCGCGCAAGGACCUCAAUUCUCAUUGGGAGGUCGAACCAAGGACCUAUGGAAGUCGGGGCUACCCCAUCCCCAUGGGCAACGCAAUAGUGAUGGAUCAAAUAGAGAGUUGUCUCAUUAAUAGAUAGAAAUAGGCUACGCACCUUUGAUAGAUUACCUCUCUAUCCAUUCCUACUCUUCUAUCAGGACGGAAAAGCAGGCUUCUAUCAAUCGAUUUGAAAAUAGCACGUUCAUAUCGUCGCUUUUCGCCACGCCAACAUAGCCAUCAUAAUAAGAAGCAGAUAGAAGC